Oryza sativa Japonica Group (Japanese rice) is the source of this 643-nucleotide messenger RNA. RefSeq lists its product as uncharacterized. The record is from RefSeq and is a predicted model, not a curated record. Lineage: Eukaryota; Viridiplantae; Streptophyta; Magnoliopsida; Poales; Poaceae.
UGGCAGAGCAUUCUUCUUUUCACAGUCUAGCUAGCUCAAUUGAUCGUCAGAGAUGGCUCUCAAGAAUCUCCUUCUGCUUGUCUUCCUGACUGCUCUGCUUUUCUUCUUCCUGGAUGUAGCUCACGCUAGAGAACUCUCUGAAGCCAGUGAAUCUGAGGGGAAGAAUGUGAAGCCUUCAGGGAUGCCAGGGGUCGAGGAUCAGAAGUGGGGAGGUGGAUAUCAUCACGGUGGAGGAUACGGAUACGGUGGUGGGUAUGGUGGAGGAUAUGGACGUCCUGCAUAUGGUGGUGGGUAUGGUGGAGGAUAUGGCCAUCCAGGGUAUGGUGGAGGAUAUGGCCACCCUGGGUAUGGUGAUGGCUAUGGAGGUGGAUACGGUAGUGGAUAUGGUGGCGGGUAUGGUCAUCCUGGCCACGGUGGAGGAUAUGGUGGUGGGUAGGGAGGUGGUUACGGUGGUGGCGGUGGCUAUGGUGGUGGUGGAGGCUACGGAGGAGGACAAGGUGGUGGUUGGCCUUGAUAAGUAGCCGAAAAGAGACAUAUGUCUGUUAAAUAAGUCAAUUAUGACAAACUUGCUUGAGUAUGCAUGUAUCUUCCAACAUGUAUUCUAGCUUUGAGCAUAAUAAUAUGGUGUAUUUGAAAAUAUUUA